GAUCGUAAGCUGUCAAAAGUGGAACGUCAGCGCUUUAAGGAGGAAGCAGAGAUGUUGAAGGGUCUUCAACAUCCCAACAUUGUGCGUUUCUAUGACUUCUGGGAGUCUCCCAUGAAAGGAAAGAAGUGCAUUGUAUUAGUGACCGAACUCAUGACAUCAGGAACACUAAAAACAUAUCUAAAGCGUUUCAAGGUGAUGAAACCCAAAGUGCUGAGGAGCUGGUGCAGACAGAUACUGAAAGGCCUUCACUUUCUUCAUACCAGGACCCCUCCCAUCAUUCAUAGAGAUCUCAAAUGUGAUAACAUCUUCAUCACUGGACCUACAGGCUCGGUCAAGAUAGGGGAUUUAGGACUGGCAACUCUUAAGGCUGCUUCCUUUGCCAAAAGUGUCAUAGGAACCCCAGAGUUUAUGGCACCAGAGAUGUAUGAGGAACACUAUGAUGAGGCAGUGGAUGUCUACGCCUUUGGCAUGUGUAUGCUAGAGAUGGCAACCUCAGAGUAUCCCUACUCAGAGUGUCAGAAUGCUGCUCAGAUAUACCGCAAAGUCACUAGUGGAGUGAAGCCAGCCAGCUACAACAAGGUCAUGGAUCCUGAAAUCAAGGAGAUUAUAGGAGAGUGUAUCUGCCAAAAGAAAGAGGAGCGGUACACAAUUAAGGACCUGUUAAACCACGCUUUCUUUGCUGAGGACACAGGGGUACGGGUGGAGCUAGCUGAAGAGGAUGAUUGCAAAAAGGCCUCAAUAGCCCUGAAACUUUGGGUGGAAGACCAUAAGAAGUUAAAAGGCAAAUACAAGGAGAGCGGAGCCAUAGAGUUCACAUUUGACUUGGAGAAGGAGGUUCCUGAAGUUGUGGCACAAGAGAUGGUGGAGUCAGGCUUCUUCCAGGAGAGUGAUGCUAAGACUGUGGGAAAGUCAAUUAGGGAUCGUGUGGCUCUGAUCAAAUGGAGAAGAGAGAGAACAGUGUCUGCUGCGGUUGCAGUAGAUCAAGGUGAAGGGGGACAUGGGGCCCAGAUGACACCAUCUCAGGGAAUCCCUGCUGGGGCUGCACAUGUAGGACAACCUUUGCUGGAGCCAGAAGAGCCGGAAACAGAUCAGCACAACAGGCUGCGUAACCUACCAGCUAGUGCCACCUCAGUGACAUCAGACAGCACACUUGACAGUGGCAUGGGCUCAACUGUGUACUCAGACUCCCACAGCAGCCAACACAGUGUCCUCUACCAGUCCCUGCUGGAGCCUAUUACUAUGGCAACACAGCAGUGCCAGAGUGGUAACCCUCCCCUGACGGAUCGACCUCACUCCUGUGAAAAGGGUGAACUUUGGGGGGCCACAAUGAGCCCAGAGCUCAGGAAUCGUUUUGGAGCUGCAGCUCGGAGAGGAAGUGCCCCCGUUAUUGACACUCAAAGGGCAAACCGUGUUUCUCAACUCCAUGCGCAGUCCAUUCACUCUCAGAGAUCAAUGAGUCUUACCCCCACAGAACCAGAGAACCAGUCAUUACUUACCCUCUCUGAGCCUCAUUCAGAGGCUGAGGAAGGGCUCUGCUCCCAGAGUGCUCUGCCAGUUUUGCAGGUUACCCCUGUCAGUCCACAUUCCGAGUGCCGCCGCCUUAGUGACACUAGCAUCAGACAAUCGUCUGAGAACAUAACUGCCCAAACUGGACGCAGACACUCUGACCUUAGUAGUCUUCUUAGUCUAAACUCCCAUCACAACCACCAUGUGGCAGUGCAUCAAAGCCAAAUGUGUCGGGCCUGUCUCUGUUUGCUUCUUCUAAGGUCAAGAGAAGGCAGUCACUGUCGUUCUUCUGUUCUCAUUCCAAAUCACCUCUGUCCCUGUGACUUUAGACAACAUCUUUCCUCGGCUGGUACAAAAAACGUCCCUGAUUAUGGACGGCUGAAAGGUCCAAGUGAUAGUUCUGAUUUCUCACUUCUUCAGCAGUCCCUGUUCAAAAUAAUAAGCCGUAAAGCAACCCCUUGUCAAACCAAAGUCACCCAAGCUUCCAUGCUGAACUCCUCAGCUGUCCACAGGCCUACAUGCAGUGAUGGAGACAACAGUCUGAAGAGUCGUCUUCUGAGUGGCAGUUCAGUUGGGGAACAUGAACCCCUCCAGGAUUGCGAGGAUAGAUUCUGUGACGGAGAACAGCAAGUUACCAGGGCUGUAGGAGUGAAUAGUUCGACAGGUCACCAAAAUCAACCAUCUGCCCAGGGCCUGCCCUCAUCCAGCACAGCAGUGCACACAACACUACAGUAUCUCCAGCCAGGACACAGCUACCCUACUGCUCCAUAUACUGGCCAACAUAGUGUUCCCACACCAGAUCCAGCUAGUCUUUGCUCAGUCAACAUUCAGCAAACAGCCAGUGCUGCUGGCUUCACAUCUCAAAGUGUGCAACAGACCCAAGCUGCAUCAGCCGUACCACAACAUGUUGCACAGAGCUAUCAAACACAAGGCUACCAACUGCAGCAGGCAGCAACAGCAGGCUCUUCGACUUGCCCUUUGAAUGUUCAACAAACUUGUCAGAACUGUGUGGGCCCAACUCAGCAACAGGCUCAAUCUGCAUCAGGGUAUCCUGGUCUAGUUCAGCAACAGACUGUAGCAACAGCAGCAACCACUCUGCCAACACAGCAGCCAGCACAAAGCUUUCCUGUUGCAUCUGUAGCCACAGCCCAGUGUCAUCCUCCACAAGCUCUCAGAGCACUGCAACAGAUUCAAGCUGCAGUCAAGCUGCCAUGUCAGCAGUCUGGCCAGAGCUCUUCCACACCAGCACUUUACAACCAACAAAUACCCAUGCAGCCAGAGCACCAACAGCCUUUACAACAAAAUACUCAGUCCAAUAUACGACUAACACAGCAUGCUGGGCAAGCUUAUAUACAGCCUCAGCAGCAGCAUGGUCAAGAAACUCUACACACUGUACACCAACAUAUGGCACAACAAACGACCCACCAUCCACAAAGCCACCAGCCACCUGCUCAGCAACAAGUACAGAUCCCACCUCUGCAGAAGCACAGUCAGACAACCAUACAGACUGUAGUACCCCAACCGAUUCAGGAUGUAUCCCAGUCUACAGUUCAGCAGGUUCAGAAACCAGUUGCUCAACCUCAUCCUACAUCGACCCCAGCUGUGCAGGUUGGAGUCAUACACCAGAGUUUCCCUGCUCCAGGUCCACCUGAUACCGCCUCUCAGAGCUAUGCCCAUUCAGCCCACAAUGUGCUGCAGACACAGUCAGCAACAUGUCAGAGCCAGUACCUGCCUGCACAGUCUACUGCUUCACAGAUCUAUGGGGAAGCUAACCAGUUUCAACCCUAUCUUUGCAAUGCUGCUUUCCUGAAUCAGAACAUCCUAGCUAGUCAGAACAUAUCUCAGCUUGGACAGGACCGACAGGGCCUUGGGCAGAAUCUAGGCCAGUCAACUUUCAGUGUGCCACCUCAGGCACUUCCUCCUCAACCGCCUCUUGCUCAGUCUGCUGUCCACCAACAACUCCAACCUCUGCAGAUUUCAAACUUUCAACCAGCAGCACAUUCAUCCCAGUUUCCUUCACAGUAUCCCACAGUCCAGGUGAUGACAGCUGUGACUGACUGUGAAUCCUCCUACCCUCACUCUUGCACUGUCCCUAACCCUUCAACCUCCUCUUCUCUUAAUCACAUCUACCUUUCCCCAGGACAGACACUCCCUUGUACCCCCUCUGUCUCCCCCCUUUCUCCACUGCACAUUGAGAACACAUUAGUGCCCCCCAUCCCAGUGUCACUCAUGCCUUCACCAUCACACAUAGUGGGUAAGACGGGACCCACGUCCCCACAGCACCAGUCCAGUGUUAGAGCUGAAGCUUGUCAAUCACAACUUGCAUUUAUGUCAGCUUUGGCAACCCACCCCUUACACACACUCACAGCCACAUCUCAGAACACACACCCUCCCACAAAUGGCAGCACCCAACCUCUAAAACAG
Molecule: messenger RNA, 3930 nt
Organism: Labrus bergylta (ballan wrasse)
Lineage: Eukaryota; Metazoa; Chordata; Actinopteri; Labriformes; Labridae
Source: RefSeq, a predicted model, not a curated record